AUGACCGGCCCCGCCUCGCCGGCACACGACUCGACCUCGACCCAGCCGCUCCUCCAGCAGCAGGCCAGCACCUCGACCUGCGCCGCCGUCGUGCUCGACUCGUUCGCACGGGCAGCAGACAGCGACUCGUUCGGGCCAUGGGAGUACUCGGCGAUCAGGGACGCCACGACCAAGCGCGAGGGAGAGGACAGUGACGGGUUGGAGAGACUCGCAGAGGAGAUGGGCAUGUUGCUCACGCCCGAGACGGAGAAGAGCGGGUGCGACUGGACGACUGCACGGGAAGACUCGGGCGAGGAAUGCUGCUGCUGCUUGAGCGGGGAGACCGAGGCAAAGACUGUCCGACUCGUGCCCGGCUAUGAGGAGGACGGCAACGUCGGGCGAACGGUCGCAGACUUGCAUUUUGACGUCCUCCGCCGCGCGAAAGUGAUCCCCGAGACGGCCACCCCUUCCUCCUUCGCCAACACCCUCCAACUCUCCUCCACCCUGUCCACCCUCCUCUCACAACACCGCCUCACGCUCCUCCCCCACCACGACCAACUCUCGACCCGCCUCGCCUUCGAAUACACCUACCAACUCUCGCGUCUGCGCUCCCUCUCCCCUUCGCGAUCCUCCAAGCGCCCCCGAAUCCCAGCGAGACCAGAUUUCGACCACCACUAUGCGGCGCUCGAGAGGCAGGGGGCGAUCGUGAGGCCUUUUUUCGGGUGGACGUGCGGGAGGAGAGUGUUUGAGCGCCGUGACGAGCGGGGAGAGACGAGGAAGUAUAGGGUCAACUCGGUGGAUGAGGCGUUCGAGGUCAGUGCGCAGGAUGACGAGGAGGAAGCGAAGGACGCUCCGCCGAUCCCGUGGUAUCGCUUGCCGUGCUCGAUGAACCUCCUCCUGUACGCGAUGGCGGAUCGGAUACAGCAGAAUGCGCCUGCGCCCGAAGCGGUUCAAGAAGAGACCGAGGCCCUCGCAUCCGGCACGCGCCUCCUCCUCUCCUUCUGGCACCUAACCCCCUCAACGCCCACCCCCUCGCUCUCGUCCCUCCUCACACGCACCAAAACCUGGCUCACAACACACCUCGACUCGUCCUCUUUCCCGCGCUUCAUCGAGAGCGUUGAUGCGACGAUGAGGGCGGAGGAGUUCUUGACGCCUAGUCCGGGGUGGUGUGUCGAGGAGGGGGUGGGGUGGGAGAAGAUUGAGAGGGCGAGGAGGAGAGCGGUAGGGGAGGGAGGGGUGGCGGGAAAGUUGGAUAAGCUUGCGGUGCUCCAGCAGCAGGAGGACGACCCAGACUCGACCACCGCGACGCCCGGCUCACAAACUCCCUCGUACUCGACUCUCGCACCUCCGACCGCCGAGCAGAAAGAGCGUCAAGACUUUGUCCGAGCAUGGAUGGCGCAGCUCGCUUCCUAA
Rhodotorula toruloides NP11 is the source of this 1392-nucleotide messenger RNA. RefSeq lists its product as uncharacterized. The record is from RefSeq and is a predicted model, not a curated record. Lineage: Eukaryota; Fungi; Basidiomycota; Microbotryomycetes; Sporidiobolales; Sporidiobolaceae. The coding region runs from base 1 to 1392 and encodes 463 amino acids. The transcript is spliced from 4 exons.